This is a messenger RNA of Anopheles moucheti, 1681 nucleotides long. RefSeq lists its product as uncharacterized. NCBI's taxonomy places the organism in Eukaryota, Metazoa, Arthropoda, Insecta, Diptera, Culicidae. Bases 134 to 937 code for a protein of 267 amino acids. The record is from RefSeq and is a predicted model, not a curated record. The transcript has 5 exons.
UGUGUGUACAUUUGCUAAAAGCAACCCAAGGACUGUUGAGAAAAGGACUGUUUUGCGGGCGCAAGUGGAAACAUCCGUUUGGUUUUGUGCAAACAAAAAGUAAUCAUGAACAAAUAGUAAACGGUCGCAACCCAUGGACAGCAUUACCACGUGGAACAGUUUUAGGAUGGGUCGGAACGUUGCGAUAUCCGGCGUACUUCUGCUGACAGUGAUGUGUCGCUAUGCAACUGCUCAAACUUCGUCGGGUUCGCUCCCCGAACCGGUAUGCGGUCAGAUCUCGCAAAUGCUGGACAACUGCUUCCGCAACUCUUCCCCAUCGAUUGCCGUCGAGCUGUUGGACUCCGUCAAGAUACCGGACUCGGUGGAGGAAAUUAGCGACCGGUGUCUACUGUUCAACCGGGGCAUGGAAUGCGUGCAGCACUAUCUGAACGUGUGCGUGGACCAGAAGGAACGGAAGAUAAUCGAAAACGAGGUGUACGGUGCGAAACGGUUGUACGAGUUCUUAUGCCGGGAUCGUUCGUUUCAGAAGGAGUUUCUUCAGCACAAGGAUUGCUUUCAUCACGUGCAUCGCGACUGGGACGUCUGUUCGGGCAAGUUUGUCGGCAUUCUGAAGGAGGAAAUGUCAAAAACGACCAAGCAAUCGAUGAACGUGCAGUACAUGCACUUCUGCUGCGCUCGGUAUGGUUAUGAAAAUUGCGUCUACAACAGUGCCCGGUACAAGUGUCGCCAUAAUUCGGCCAUUUUUCUUCGUACCGUCGCUAAGUUGCUGUCCACCGAUAAACACUUUCUGAACUGUGAUAAGAUCGAACGCGAGGUUUGCUCCUCCGGGACGAGGAGGUUUGUGUGGGGGAAGCUAUUGGUGCUGCUGGGCGUGAUGGGACUGGUGCGGAUUUUUGGUACCGGGAGGUACUUCUCAUCUAUCGUUUUCCAUCAGUAAGGAUUGGGUUUUGGUGAUCACAGUUCGUUCGUUCGAGUAUGCACGUGGGAGUUUGUUUGGUGGUUAAAUUUAACGAACAUUAGAUGAUGAAUUUUAUUAUUGGCAAAUUAGGUCACUAUUCCGUAGAUAUAAGUGGUAUAUUAUAUAAAUAUAUCAAUAUUGAUAGUUAUGAUUAGGAAUAAUUAAGUUAGGUCGGUGGUUUCAGUUACUGAUAAGCUUGCACACAUUGUGCACCUGAAACAUUGUAUCAUUAAAAACAACAGAACGCUGUACACCAGGGCGUGCAGUUAUCGAUGGUUUACGGGUGAGUUGCAGCUUGGUUGUACAACGCAUUGUAGCUAUGUCGUACCUUUGAAAAUGCGCCAAAAUAAACUAAUAUGCCACUAGGGUUUCUGCAACAAGUCGUAAAAAAGUGAUCCUUAAAAUUUAUUGCAUAUCUUCAGGCGUUGAACACUCAAGCUAACCACACUAGCGGUAAACCGUUGUGCUUAGAGGUACAGUUAUUAAUGAAAGGAAUGUUUUAAUCCACUCGUAGGCAUUUAAAACUCGUUGAAAAGAUACAUUUAUAGAGGAGCUAUAUAUGCUCCAUGGCAGCAAAUACUGCGUUAUGGUAUGAUUUGCACAUGACAGUGACAUGGUUGCCAAUUGAACACGUAUUGGGCGAAGAUAUACGGACAAAUAUGUUAGAUUGUAGUUCCAAAUACUCAUCUAGUGUGAUUUAAGUAAGGAUCAGCAUGUUGUGAU